This is a messenger RNA of Camarhynchus parvulus, 3686 nucleotides long. RefSeq names its product KH RNA binding domain containing, signal transduction associated 3 (gene KHDRBS3). Gene Ontology annotation, biological process: regulation of alternative mRNA splicing, via spliceosome. The record is from RefSeq and is a predicted model, not a curated record. The coding region runs from base 409 to 1446 and encodes 345 amino acids. Lineage: Eukaryota; Metazoa; Chordata; Aves; Passeriformes; Thraupidae. The transcript has 10 exons. Gene Ontology annotation, molecular function: mRNA binding. Gene Ontology annotation, cellular component: nucleus.
GAAGUGUUGUCGGUGGUGCGGUUUGUCGUGUUGGUCUGUACGCAGCGUCUGCCGCCGCCUAACAGUCUCUUUUAUUGUGUGCGCGGCUCCCGUCUUGCCUGGGUCAGCGGCUCCCGGGGCGCGUCUCUUUCCCUUCUUUUCCCUUGUGCUCUUCCGUAGAGCGAUUUGUCCGCGCCCCUUGUCCGCUGAGGGGGGCGUCCCCCCAGCCCGCGCCCCUUUUCUCCCCCUCCUGGCCGGGGGCUUGCGGCGCUUCCUUCUGGAUGCGUCCCCGCAGCCCCGGGCGGGAGGCGGCCAGGGGGAAGCGCUGCCUCCGAGGAUUUACCGCUGCCUGGGACUCGGACCCGCUCCUUCCCCGCGGGCGCCCCCGGCGCCCCGGCUCCGCUGCCGCUCCGGGCCACCGCCGCUGCCAUGGACGAGAAGUACCUGCCCGAGCUGAUGGCGGAGAAGGACUCGCUGGACCCGUCCUUCACCCACGCCUUGCGGCUCGUCAACCAAGAAAUUGAAAAAUUCCAAAAAGGGGAAGGAAAGGAAGAAGAAAAGUAUAUUGAUGUAGUCAUCAAUAAGAAUAUGAAGUUGGGACAAAAAGUUCUGAUUCCAGUAAAACAAUUCCCUAAGUUCAACUUUGUGGGAAAACUUUUGGGUCCACGUGGUAAUUCUCUAAAGCGUUUACAGGAAGAAACACUGACAAAAAUGUCUAUUUUGGGAAAAGGUUCCAUGAGGGACAAGACAAAGGAGGAAGAGUUGAGAAAAAGUGGAGAGGCAAAGUAUUUCCACCUCAAUGAUGACCUACAUGUUUUAAUUGAAGUAUUUGCUCCACCUGCAGAAGCAUAUGCCAGAAUGGGACAUGCAUUAGAAGAAAUCAAGAAGUUCCUCAUCCCUGACUAUAAUGAUGAAAUCAGACAGGCACAGCUUCAAGAAUUAACGUAUUUAAAUGGUGGCUCAGAAACUGCAGAAGUUCCAGUUGUCCGUGGAAAAGCAUCGAUUCGAGCAAGAGGAGUGCCUGUUCCUGCUCUGUCCAGGGGCCGUGGGGGAGUGCCUCCACCACCAGCAGGAGUGCCCAGAGGGGCACCAGCUCCCCGGGGAGUCCCUCCAAGCAGAGGACCAGUCAGUCGGAGCCGGGGACUUCUGGCACCCAGAGCACGAGGAGUUCCUCCCCCGGCAGGGUACCGGCCCCUGCCGCCACCCCCGGCACAGGAGACCUACGGGGAAUAUGAGUAUGAUGAUGGCUAUGGAGCUGCUUAUGAUGAACAAAGCUAUGAUUCCUAUGAUAACAGCUAUAGCACUCAAGCACAAAGUGGAGCAGAUUAUUACGACUAUGGCCACGGACUGAGUGAAGACACCUACGACUCCUAUGGGCAAGAAGAAUGGACCAACUCACGACACAAGACACCUUCUGCAAGGACAACAAAAGGAGUCUACAGAGACCAGCCAUAUGCCAGAUACUGAUUGUACUGUCUGAUGUUGUGAAAUAUCCAAUCUCCACCAGUCCUGUAUACUGUUCAAAGUAAUUUUUUCUAUGAACAAUCCCUUUUUAUUAACUCAAAGUGCAUAAAAUUCUGAAUGGAUGGACUGAACUUUAAACAUUUUGUUGAAAGAACAACCUGGACAGAAAGAUAUGUAAAACAAGGAACUUUGUUAUUUCCAAACUGUGUUUGAAAAAAUAGGUGAUCAAAAAAAUAACCUUUGAUUAACUAGUGUUAAACAAAAAAUAGGUUUACUAAAUACGUUAGUCCAUUCUUUUUAACAUAAGUGUAACCUUUUAUUUUAAAGGUUUUCAACUAUUUAGUUUUUAGCUUUUAUUUUCAGCCAUUUGCUAGAUUUUCUCUUUGCAAACAUGCGUAAAAAGGGAAGCAAACUACAAAUGCGAAUAAUGUGGUAUUUUGUAACUCAAGUCUUGAAAUGUUCUGUAGUGUUAAGCAAAGUUUUACCCUUGCUUGAUACUAAAUAAACUUUUGAAAGAAAAUCAGUGUGUGUGAGAUUAAUUUUAUGCUUUAUCUUAUAAUAAAACUUCAUAAAUAGUAGUAAACAGGGAGAAGUGUUUAACAGUGAUCAGCAUAAAAGGCUCAUAUUAAACAUUGUGCAACUUCUUUUAAAACAAAAUGGUUUAAACCUAAAUGUAUCUCUCUAUAUACUCAUGGUAGAUAUAAAUGCUGUUUAAAAUAUCCAAAUGGUAUGGAUCUGCUUGAGUGCCACAUUAAAUCAAAAUACUUUUGUUUAAAAAUGGUUUAAAAUAGCUAAUGAAUUUUCUGGAAAAAGAUGUGACUAGUUUUCACCUUGUUGAGCAUUUUUUCACUAGUGCAACUUUGGAAUUUUUAUGAGAAUUUUGGUACCUUAAUGACCACCUCGCUCCGUGCUGGAAGCAAUAAACACAAAGCUUUUAAAGACUUUCUGACUUGACUAAUUGAGGUCGCUUUCGUCAGAGGCAGAGGAUGUGUAACCCUUAAAACGGUCUUCAUUUGCAAAGGUAAAUAAAUCAAAUAAGAUUUUAAUCUCACUUAAGUUAUCUUAAUAUAACCAAUAAAAACAGGGAGGCUACAACUUAGAAAGUUUCAUUUUAGAAUGUAGGAAAGACUUGUGAGGACACCUAAAUUCUCAUUUUAAAACGUUUAGUUUGUGUUAGUCAUCUAAAAAGCCUUAGCUUAGCUAGUUAAAUUUGGACAAACUAUUCCCUAUUAAACAACUGUAAAACCUCAUAACCAAUAGUUUGUAAUAUAUUAUUUUUCCAUAAAUUCUAGUAACUUAAACAUUGCAGAUGUUAUCUAAUGCCUUUUUUUAAGCAUUGUUUCUAUUAAUUACAGUUUGAUUUACAUCGCUUUCUUUAGUUUUUAUUUAAAAUUCUUUGAAAUUUAGUAAAAACAUCCUUUUUUUUUUCUCUCUUGUCAGGAAAAUCACCUCCUUGGACAGCCAAGAGAACAAAAACCCUAAUCUUCUGAUGCUUUGGAACUUCUGCCACGUUAAUUAUGGACUGCUUAGAGCACUGUACUUACCAGUAUGCUCAGACACUGACAAGACCGAGUAUGAAAAUCCUGCUCAGCAUUUCUUGUAUGAAAGCCUUAAAGUGUAUAACAGCAUACACUUUUUAAAAAAAAUUGUAUAUUGAAACUCUUAACUGUAUAGUGAUGCAAACAAUGUUUUAUUUGGAGCUAAAUAAAGAAUUUCCAUCUAAGUUCCUGUUACAAAGCAAUAACGCGACCUCCUUUUCUUUAGUGACUCUUUUUAGCCUUAUGCAGCAAGUGUGAGAGAGUGUGUGAAGUCUCAUGACUAGAACUUAAAUGCUUCUGGAAAUAGCUUGUCUAAUGUAUGAACAACAUGGAUAACUUAAAAUGAAGAUUGGUGUUUUCUGCUGAAGCUUUUUUAAUAGCUAAUUGUAAACAAGUCUGCUCCAGACAAGAUUCUUGGGUAGAAAUAAUGCUCCAACUUCCAUUUCCUUCAAAAACUUGUAUAACAAGAAGGUGUUUAAUCCCUGUCAAUUAUACUAUGCUGCUUAUUCUCUUUCACUUGGUGUUUGAUGCAUAGAAAUCUUUUCUCUAAUACACAGUCACAGGUUUUCUAGUAGUAGAGUCUUGGAUGAGGCUUUUACACCUUGAUAAAUCUUGUAUCCAACAGUCAUGUUUCCUCAGUGCUUUCUGUUUUAUAUUAAUUGUGAUUGUGGUAAUUUGUAACAGAAAUAAAGUUCUGAUCAUUUA